This is a messenger RNA of Xenopus tropicalis (tropical clawed frog), 2038 nucleotides long. RefSeq names its product solute carrier family 39 member 1 like (gene slc39a1l). The coding region runs from base 216 to 1163 and encodes 315 amino acids. NCBI's taxonomy places the organism in Eukaryota, Metazoa, Chordata, Amphibia, Anura, Pipidae. Gene Ontology annotation, molecular function: metal ion transmembrane transporter activity. Gene Ontology annotation, biological process: metal ion transport; transmembrane transport; zinc ion transport. The transcript has 3 exons. The record is from RefSeq and is a predicted model, not a curated record. Gene Ontology annotation, cellular component: membrane.
GCAGCCCCGCUUGUUACUAUCUGUUUCUAGUUGGGCGACAUUGAGAUGUUUAUAGCUCCGCCCCUGAGGCGGUACGCAUCGUGACGUCACGGUGUCGCGGCGGCUCAGCCGGCUGUGGGCUGUAUUAAGAAACUCGGGACUGUGUGGGUUAAAGGGUGACUGUGUAGCGGUAUGCCUUAGAUUCUGUGUGAGCAGGGCCGUAGCGGAGGGCUGCCAUGGAAUACUUGCUCCAGGUUAAGCUGGGAUGCCUGUUUGGGCUUCUGCUUCUCACCUUAUUAUUCGGGCUGGUGCCUUCCAGGGUAAAGUGCUUCCGCGAAGGGCUGGAAAGAGGUGAGUGUCGGCCAGAGGCACAUCAGAGAUGGAUCAGCUUCAUUAGCUGCCUAGCAGGAGGAGUCUUCUUGGCAGCCUGCCUCUUGGAUAUUAUUCCUGACUUUCUAAACGACAUGAAGGAGGAGAUGAUAAAUCAGCAAAUAAAAACUGACUUUCCACUUCCAGAAUUUAUUUUGGGCACUGGAUUCCUCAUUGUUCUAAUAGUAGAGCGUAUUGUUCUGGACUGCAGUGAGACCAUGAGUGAAGAGACUACCCCACUUCUCUCUGGCGGCUCCAAUUCACCAGCUAGGCAAGAGCAGCCUCAUGGUCAUUCCCACUCCCACAGCGGCCAUCAUAAUGAUGUAGAGCACCGAAGGCACCACUUUCACGUGGAUUUUCAUGCUCACUCCUCCUUUCGUUCCUUUAUACUCCUCCUGUCUCUGUCCCUGCAUUCAAUCUUCGAAGGGAUUGCUAUUGGUCUACAGAAUGUACAGUCAGAGGUCCUACAGAUAGCUAUUGCUAUUCUUAUCCACAAAAGCAUCAUUGCUGUGAGCUUGUCCCUUCUCUUGCUGCAGAGCAGUGUGCAAACCCGCUGGUUUGUACUCUCUAUUGUUAUGUUUGCACUUAUGUCUCCCCUUGGAAUCGGUAUAGGUAUUGGGGUGAUGCACAAUCAGACUGAUGGAAACCGCAUGGUCCAGUGUGUGCUAGAAGGCUUGGCUGCUGGAACCUUUGUCUAUAUAACCUUUCUAGAGAUUUUGCCACAUGAACUCAAUUCUAAUAAAUGGCGCCUGCCAAAAGUCAUUUUUAUAUUGUUGGGGUUCUCAGGGAUGGCAGCACUAAGAUUCUUAGGGUAAAUGUCUUUGAGCAAUGACGUGCAGCGAGACUUCUUCCCUGUGUCUCUCCUGGAAACUGAAGAGGAGUGUGGCCUGCUCUCAGCGCCGUGAGGUACUGUGUGAUAAACCUCUCUGUUAUAAUCUAUUACCUGUCAGUGGUUUACAGAUGAAACUCAACUGGACUAAUCAUUAUAUUAAUGUUCUGUGCCGAAAACUUGAAAAUCUCCAUAGUUCUGUAUUUUUUUCAUUUGUAAUUUUUUUAAAGCUUUUAAAUAUUUUUGUUAAAUUGCAAGAUUUUAAUAUUUAUUCCUUUCUGGGUAACUUAGCUGGACUCCCCUCAUUCAUUGCUUCAAACAAAAUAGACUCUAUAUCUUCUGUGGGUUUUACAGGAAUGUUGUGUUCUUGUUAUCAAACCAGUGCUGCAUAAAUUCUAAGCUAAGUAAAGCAAUCUCCUUUAAUUCCAGCUGUUAUGGAACUGCAACUCCUGCUGUUCCCAACAAUUUGUAUUAACUGGUUACUUGUUCCUGUUUUAUAUUGCUAGACUGGUGCCUUACAAGGGGGCUAAGAAGUGGAAACCUCUAGUCCCCAUAUAUUCCACAGGUUGAUUUGCUUACAGCCAACGAACAAAAACCUGCAAAAUGCACUCUAUUAAUUUACCUAUAAUUAAACCAAUUAAGUAAUGCAUUAAUUUGCCUUUUUGGACAUGGCUUACAUUAAGCUUGUGUUUAACUGAAACUUAGGAAGUGUAUUCUUGCCAACAUUUGUUUUGUUAUUUCGAUGUCAGCUUACAUUGAACUUAUUAUUGUUUUUUAACCUUCAUCUUUCAAACCCAAUUAACCCAUGAAGAUUGUGCUGCUAAAACAUUAAUUCACCAAUAAACAACUCAAUCUAAACAA